This is a messenger RNA of Glarea lozoyensis ATCC 20868, 1968 nucleotides long. Its product is annotated as alpha/beta-Hydrolase. The record is from RefSeq and is a predicted model, not a curated record. The transcript is spliced from 3 exons. NCBI's taxonomy places the organism in Eukaryota, Fungi, Ascomycota, Leotiomycetes, Helotiales, Helotiaceae. The coding region runs from base 1 to 1968 and encodes 655 amino acids.
AUGAAAAGUGUCGCAGCGAUGUUAAAGCCGUUAGUCGUAGCAUUGGUCGCCGGCGUCUCGCUGGCGGUGCCCUCACCAGACCUUCUGGACUCUGAUGUUACCAUUCUGAGCGACAAUGAUCUCCAAGGACCCGGUGGACCAUGCAGUGCGUUUGGCGCUCUCUACGUCUCCCGUGAACAAUCUCAAGAAUCUGCAAUAGUUUCUUGCGAAGCCCUAGGAGAGCAGCUAUGGUCUCCAGGUACACACAACCGGGCAGCCAACAUCCUAGGAGAGCAUCUCAAAUCCGUGAAGCAAAAUCAAGCAUGGAUUUUUGCAAAAGACAAUAAACCUCGUGCAAUGGAUAAGUCUGGUGGCUUUAUGACACCAAAAUCGUCCGCUAAGCUUCCAGUGCUUUGUACACAGACAGCACCUUACUCGAACGCCACUUCUGCGGACGUGGGUCAAGAUUGGCAAAUCCAGGUUGAGUCGAACAAUGAAACAGUCACGGGCUUCCGAGAUCGGUUGACCUUUCGAUUUCGAGGCAUCCGCUUCGCACCGCAGCCAAAACGAUUUACCUACCCAACGCUUUAUAGUGGCUCAGGUGAAGUCGUUCCUGCACUGAAGUAUGGGCCGCAAUGUAUUCAAGUCAGCGGCGGUUCAGAAGAUUGCCUCUUUCUGAACAUCUGGACACCUUCCUUGCCAUCACCAAGCAACACCUACAAAUCCAAAAAGCUCAAACCCGUUCUCUUCUGGAUAUACGGUGGCGGCUUUACCGAGAACUCAGCUGCUGACCCUAACUUCGAUGGUGGGAAUAUGGCAUCCCGUGGAGAUGUAGUCAUGGUUGCACCCAAUUACCGAGUUGGCGCUUUUGGAUUUCUCGCCCUGAAAGACGGAACCACAAACGGCAAUUUCGGGAUCGCGGAUCAAAUCCUCGCCUUGAACUGGGUAAGAAAACAUAUCCAAGAUUUUGGCGGCGAUCCCGAACACAUCACGAUCGUUGGUCAAUCAUCUGGGGGAGCCUCAGUACGAGCACUCAUGGCAUCCCCACUCACAGCUGGCAAGUUUGUAGGUGCCAUAGCGAUGAGCACACCUGGCACGCCAGGCUUUUCAGAAUAUUAUACGAUCGACGAGUCAGUCGAAGUAGCAGGCAACAGUAUACUAGCCGCCGCGAAUUGCACAAAUGCACCAUCUCAAGUUGAAUGCCUGCGAGCGAUCGAUGCCACAACUCUCGUCCCAAUAGGCAUGCCAGCCAACCAUCUCGUAGUCGACGGCACCUAUCUCACCACAAAACACCUCCAACUAACCAAAGGCACCAAAGCCCCCUACCGAUUCAUGACAGGUCUACCUCGCGAGGACGGCGCGCCAUUCCUCACCUACCCACCCAACAUCACAGCCGCGGACCAGUCGUCAUGGAUCACAAGUCAAGGUCUACCCAACCCCCCAACCACCCUCUUCCCCUUGCCAAACAUCCAGAACCAAACGUUAGCAGUCUACCAAGUCGGCGCACGCCUCAUGACAGACCUCUCUUUCCGCUGCAUGAACCAAGCGACUGCGUACGCCGGCGUCAUAAACCGCGUCUUCUCCUCCGUCCACUUCUUCGAAUUCGACCGUUCCUACCAAACGCCCGACUGGCCGCACCUGGAUCUCUGCGAAGCACCCAGAUCACCCGCCCAUCCACUCGGCGACCCGAACGCCGCGUUUGAUAAUUUCCACUGUCAUUCCGGGCAGCUGUUGUGGAUUUUCGGGAAUAUACGACGAUUCGGAUUGCCUUAUCGUGAUGAGGUGGGGGAUAGGGAGUUUGAGGCGAGUGUGUUGGAUAGGUGGGCUGCGUUUGUGAGGGGGGAGAAGCCGGGGGAGAAUUGGAAGGAGGUGAAGAGUGGGAGGAUGGAGAUGAUGAGUCUGAAGUGGCCGGAGAGUGAGAUGGUUGGGUUUAGGGAUCUGGAGCAGUGUGGGUGGUUGGCUUUGCCGAUUGAUUAUUUGUCUCAUUGA